Messenger RNA from Cricetulus griseus (Chinese hamster), 4016 nucleotides. NCBI's taxonomy places the organism in Eukaryota, Metazoa, Chordata, Mammalia, Rodentia, Cricetidae. The record is from RefSeq and is a predicted model, not a curated record.
GGAAGCGGAUGCCCAGAUAGGAAAUCCAGCAUAGCAACAAGUUAAGGAUGAUUGCUCGGGCUACAUGGGGCGACGUCCAUGUAGACGUCCAUCCUGGCAACGUGUUUGUAGUCACCGAGCCAGGUAUGCAUGUGGGGAGGGGUGUCAAAGAUUGCGGACAUGUGCGAGGUCACAAGUGUCACCAGUUGAUCUCAGGUCCAGCUUGGAUGGCAGAAUCUCGCUCUGGUUAUCCAGCAGAGGCUGCAGUGCCCAUGGCGAGGAUGAUCUGAGACUCGGUUCACAACAGCAUUGUAGACACAUUCCCGCUGCACCCUGGGUAAAUACAGAUCAGGUGCCGGAGCCGACUCUAAUUUAGAAGACGCCCGCGAACGCUGCGCACACGCACACGUGCCCUCGACUCGCAGGCACUUGAUCCCCUCCUCCGCGGAGGAGGUCUUAGGGGCGUGGCUCCCAUCCUCAAUCUGCUGGAGGUCAAAGCGAAGCAUCAGUUAAGGAAGGAAUCCCCACACCCUCCAAUUAAAACUACCCUUUCGGCAUACUACGACUCCCCAAGAAGAAUCAACCCCACUUGCUCCAAGGGGCGCUGCUGGGAGAGGCCGAAGAUGGGCGUGGCUUGGAGCCCUAGCGCGUUAUCCCAGAAUCUAUACCUAGGAUGGUGGAGUUUGGGCAGGGCUUCACAGCAUCCCUCCCAUCCUUCGCCACAGAUGACGCGGGAGACCACGGUCGCCCCCGGAAGGCUUUAGACCAUUAGGCCGACCUCCACGUCCCCCCACGGGGGACUGCUCUUGCCUGGUCAGCUCGUCUGCGUUAAGGCCGGGAGCAGCCCAGUGCGUGCUUGCCUCCCGCCAGUUCGCCCCCCAUCACCGCCUCUGCCACCGCCUCCUCCUUGGAAACCAAGUUACCAACGUUUAAACCAAUCCCUGGGCGCAACUCUACCACCCCCACACUCCACCCGCUGCGCUGCGCCGUCCUCCCAGCCCGGUUCUCCAUCACUCGCGCUCCCCUCGCCUCCUGCGUUCUCCCCUCCCUGGCAGCGGCGGCGAUGCCGGGGCCUUCGCCAGGGCUGCGCCGAGCGCUCCUCGGCCUCUGGGCUGUCCUGGGCCUGGGGAUCCUCGGCAUCUCAGCGGUCGCGCUAGAGCCUUUCUGGGCGGACCUUCAGCCCCGCGUGGCGCUCGUGGAGCGCGGGGGCUCGCUGUGGCUCAACUGCAGCACUAACUGUCCGAGGCCGGAGCGCGGUGGCUUGGAGACUUCGCUGCGCAGGAACGGGACCCAGAGGGGUCUGCGCUGGCUGGCUCGGCAGCUGGUGGACAUCCGAGAGCCAGAGACGCAACCCGUCUGCUUCUUCCGCUGCGCGCGCCGCACACUACAAGCGCGUGGGCUCAUUCGAACUUUCCAGCGGCCGGAUCGGGUAGAGCUAGUGCCGCUGCCUCCUUGGCAGCCCGUGGGCGAGAACUUCACCUUGAGCUGCAGGGUUCCGGGAGCAGGACCCCGAGCGAGCCUCACGUUGACUCUGCUGCGGGGCGCCCAAGAGUUGAUCCGCCGCAGUUUCGCGGGAGAGCCACCCCGAGCGCGCGGCGCAGUGCUCACCGCCACGGUCCUGGCGCGCAGGGAAGAUCACGGAGUCAAUUUCUCGUGCCUCGCGGAGCUGGACCUGCGGCCACAAGGCCUGGGACUCUUUGCAAACAGCUCCACCCUCAGACAGCUCCGCACCUUUGCCUUGCCUCCAAUUCCCCCGAGCCUGGUUACUCCCCGAUUCUUAGAAGUGGGCUCAGAAAGGCCGGUGAGCUGCAGUUUGGAUGGACUGUUUCCUGCCCCGGAAGCCAGGGUUUACCUCUCGCUGGGAGAUCAGAGGCUGCAGCCUGACGUGACCUUCGAUGGCGACAGCCUCUUGGCCACUGCCACAGCUACGCCAAGCGCAGAACAGGAAGGCACCAGACAGCUGUUAUGCAGCGUGACCCUCGGGGGCGAAAGCAGGGAGACCCAGGAAAAUCUGACUGUUUACAGUUUCCCUACUCCUCUUCUGACUUUAAGUGAGCCAGUAGCCCCUGAAGGGAAGGUGGUAACCGUAAGCUGCUGGGCUGGGGCUCGAGCCCUUGUUACCUUAGAGGGAAUUUCAGCUGCGGUCCCGGGGCAACCCGCUGAGCUCCAGUUAAAUGUCACGGAGAAGGACGACAAGAGGGGCUUCUUCUGCGAAGCUGCCCUCGAAGUGGACGGGGAGACCCUAAGAAAGAACCAGAGCGCUGAGCUUCGUGUCCUGUAUUCACCCCGGCUGGAUGACUCAGAUUGUCCCAGAAGCUGGACAUGGCCUGAGGGUCCAGAGCAGAGCCUCCGCUGCGAGGCCCGUGGAAACCCGGAGCCCUCAGUGCACUGUGCUAGGCCUGAUAGCGGGGGCGCUGUGCUGGCGCUCGGCCUGCUGGGUCCAGUGACUCGCUCCCUCGCAGGCACUUACCGUUGCACAGCAGUCAAUGGCCAGGGCCAGGCUGUCAAGGACGUGACCCUGAAUGUGGAGUAUGCCCCAGCGCUGGACAGUAUAGGCUGCCCAGAACACAUUACUUGGCUGGAGGGAACAGAGGCAUCGCUUAGCUGUGUGGCACACGGGGUCCCACCGCCUAAUGUGAGUUGUGUGCGCUCUGACACGGACAGAGUCAUGGAAGGGUUGCUGCGCGUGACUCGGGAGCACGCUGGCAUUUACCGAUGCGAAGCCAUCAACGCUAGAGGAUCAGCAGCCAAAAAUGUGGCUGUCACCGUGGAAUAUGGUCCCAGUUUUGAGGAGCUGAGCUGCCCGAGCAACUGGACGUGGGUAGAAGGAUCUGGAAGGCUGUUUUCCUGUGAAGUUGACGGGAAGCCAGAACCACGCGUGGAGUGCCUGGGCUCCGAGGGUGCCAGCAAGGGGGCGGUAUUGCCCCUGGUAUCCUCAAACCCUGGUCCUAGAAACUCUGUGACCUCUAGUAAUCUUUCACCGGGUAUCUACCUCUGCAAUGCCACCAACCGGCACGGUUCCACGGUCAAAACUGUCGUCGUGAGCGCGGAGUCGCCGCCACAGAUGGAUGAAUUCAGCUGCCCAAGUCAUCAGACUUGGCUAGAAGGAGCUGAGGCUACGGCGCUGGUCUGCAGUGCCAGGGGCCGCCCCUCUCCACGGGUUCGCUGUUCCAGGGAGGGUGCCGCCAGGCUGGAGAGGCUGCAAGUGUCCCGGGAGGAUGCGGGGACCUACCGUUGUGUGGCCACCAACGCGCAUGGCACGGAUUCACGGACCGUCACUGUUGGUGUGGAAUACCGGCCUGUUGUGGCGGAGCUGGCGGCCUCGCCUCCAAGUGUGCGGCCAGGCGGGAACUUCACCCUGACCUGCCGUGCAGAGGCCUGGCCUCCAGCACAGAUCAGCUGGCGCGCGCCCCCUGGAGCUCUCAACCUUGGCCUCUCCAGCAACAACAGCACUCUGAGCGUGUCAGGCGCCAUGGGCAGCCACGGCGGCGAGUAUGAGUGCGCAGCCACCAAUGCGCAUGGGCGCCACGCGCGACGCAUCACGGUGCGCGUGGCCGGCUGCAGUAGCAGGUGCAUAGAGGGCUUGGGGAGACUAGGGGUUUGCCCACCCUGGCGAGGAUGUGCGCCCACAGGUCCGUGGCUGUGGGUCGCUGUGGGCGGUGCUGCAGGGGGCGCGGCGCUGCUGGCCGCGGGGGCUGGCCUGGCCUUCUACGUACAAUCCACGGCCUGCAAGAAGGGCGAGUACAACGUCCAGGAGGCCGAGAGCUCCGGCGAGGCGGUGUGUCUCAAUGGCGCUGGCGGGACACCGGGCGCCGAAGGCGGAGCCGAGACCCCUGGCACUGCCGAGUCACCUGCAGAUGGCGAGGUUUUUGCCAUCCAGCUGACAGCCCAGUAAGCCGGCAGCCAGCCCCUCUCCCCGGGGGUGUCUGCAAGCAUUGGGGUGGGCAUAUGUAUUAUUCAUGCUCUUUAUUUAUUCAACUCCAGGGGCAUCACUUCCAUUUUCUACCCAUUCCCCUCAAUAAAGUUUUUAUAAAGAC